GUGGCCGGACUUGGUGACCUUAGUGGUCUUUCCAGCCUUAAUGGUUCUAUGAGUGAUUCUGUGAUUCUAUCUAAUGUCUUGGCUGUGGAUCUCUUUAAGGUUUGCUGUUGGGUGAGUUUUCUUUGCUUUAGGAGCUGGGCAAUGGGACGAAAUGAAUGUGGGUACCCCAGUGAGAGGUGUGUGGGCUGUAAAGUGUCAUUUGUUUCCCACAGGGGUAGGCAGGGAGGCUUUAGCCUAUCGAAUUUCUUCACCCAGAGCAGCUGUGUUGAGACAGGUGGUGAUGGUGAGGAAAUGGCUGCUUCUGAAGGACGUUCCUUCCAGCUCAUAGCACAGUGCAGGGAGAUGUAUAUCCUAAAGCUCUGGGUGCCCAUCAGCUGCUGUUCUGUACCGGAACAUCCCUAUUGAGGUAAGUUGGGUUGGUUUGGUUUGGGGUUUUGUUUUGGUUGCCUUUUCUGACCUGGCACUCAGCCCACUGAAUUAUCCACAGGGUUAUACACCGAGUUUACCUAAAGGCUUUUUUUUUUUUCUUUCCCAGAUUGCUUCUGUUUACCCAAAUUCUGCUUCUUAACGAUGUGAAAGAGCUUUAUUUUCUUUCAGUUCCUUUGGUUUCUGCACUUCUUCUUGCAGUGAUUUGAUUGUAUUUCAUAAACCAGCAGCAGAAAGCACCUACGCUUUUAGGUGCCUGCGGGAAAGGAAUUCGCCUCAGUUACCCAACUGAGCACCAGAUCCUUCCCAGGACAGAAGAGAUGUAAAAGUGUUGCGGGAGCGCCCCCUAGUGCCCACGCAGAGCAGUGCCGCCCUUCAGCGCGGUGAGUCCCGCCCCGCUUCCCGCCCUUUUCUCUGAGGUGGUUGCCGGUGUUUCCCCGCAGUUCCUCAGCGCCGCCGCCAGGGGGCAUGUGGGAAAUGGCGGUCUGAGGGGAGGGCGCUGCUCUCACCUGUCAAGCUGCCAGGACCCAGCUGUGCUGACCCCGCUGAUGCUUAACAGGACCUGGCAAGGUGCUUAGCCAGAGCUGGCGUUUAGCUGCCUAAUUAAUUCUUAAUUCACCGAGCACCAGGCUUGCCUACACAGCCUUUACCUCCAAUCAGAACUCUGAUUGGACACCCUGCCCUGUGUUGGCGUAAGGCAAUUGCUGCUGGUGUGGAACCUGCCCCUUACACACAGUGUGUCCUGCUUUUAAGCAUCUCUCUGUGGUGUAAUGUAGAAGUUACGGUGUGCUUCCAUCACAGUCUGCGACAUGUCUUACUAAUAACAAGUUAUACUAACUGUGUGGAGUUUUACAGUCCAAUUCACAACACAGUUCAGGGAUUCUUGCCCUGUUUCAGAACGUCUGUUUGCUCUUCCUGCACAGAUUAUUAGAAUUGCUGUAUCUGGACGCCCUAUCUCUUCUGCUUUGCUCACACAAGCUUUUCAUCAUGUGAAUUCCUUGGAAAAUCUUGCAGAGAGAACACAAGUCCUGCCCCACUCGGUCCUUGUAGGAACCCUGAAGAAGGGAGAGGUUUUUGAACAGCCAGGUUGGCAUCGCCCUGAAUACCAGCUCCUGUGGGUGAGCUGUAAUAACACCCGUGUGGGUUAGCACAUCCCUUGUGUUGGGUUCACAGAUCUCUGCACUGAUGGCAGACUUUGGUCAUGUCAUCUCUUUGUCACUUUUCUAUAGGGGUGUAACUUUGCCAGCAGCAAUGGAACCUCAGAAGGUAUUUAGGAGAAAGCUGCUGAAACCAGUCUGGAAAAGCUGAGGGUACAGCAGUGCUUUGAGAGGCUUUUUUUUUUUUCAUUCUCAGCAUAAAGUAAGACCUAGCACUGCUCUGGGGUUGCUGCCAUUGCCCAGGGAAUGAAGCACGACUCGCAGGUCCAGUUCAGUGACCUUUCUUUGGUGUGCGUGUAUGAGACAGUAUCUGAGCAGUCAGUAAAGCGCGGGGAAGCAGUCCGGGCCAUUUCAAUGAGCUCGUAAACUGGGAGGAGGGAUUUCUGGUAGAGCUGGAUGGUUCUGACGUGGUUCAAAUAAAUACUUGAUUUAAAAAUCAUUUUGUUGAGUGAUGAUGCAUUCUCGUUAAUUUUCUGUUGAGCUGGCCCUAGGCAUCCUGGAGCAUGAAGUGGAUGUGUUUACUUAGUUUACAUAAACAAAGUGAACCCUGUAACUUUAUUGUGAUGGUUAAUAGAGACAUACUGCAUGUGCCUUGAGUAGAGAGGAGUGCAUGUUGAGAUGGAUGGAUAUUCCUCAUGCAGUGCAGAAACUGGGAUGUCAGAAACCUGGCCAGCCAUUGGUUUGUUUCUCUUCCAGGUCAGCUCUUUGUUCCAGUGAGCAUUCACCAUCCCGUGUCUCUGGAUGGACGGGAAGUGAAGCAAACGCAGAGAGGAAUGUCAGUUAUCCCUCAGUGAACGCCAGCAAACAGUGUCGCGGCUGCUGCUGGGCAGAGCCAGAGGGAUGGUGGUAGUCACAGGGCAGAGCAAAGGGAGCGGAGACCCGGAUGAGGCCAUGUCGAGCUCGGAUGCAGAGGAUGACUUCCAAGAGCCAGCCACUCCCACGGCCACCCAGGCGGGCCAGGCGCUGCCGCUGCUGCCCCAGCAGUUUCCAGAAGUUGUUCCACUGAACGUCGGAGGCAUGCAUUUCACAACAAGGCUGUCAACACUGAGACGUUACGAGGACACGAUGCUGGCGGCUAUGUUCAGCGGAAGGCACUACAUCCCCACAGACGCCGAAGGCAGAUACUUCAUCGACAGAGAUGGAACUUACUUUGGAGACAUACUUAACUUUCUGCGAUCUGGUGACUUGCCACCGAGAGAACGAGUGAGGUCAGUUUACAAGGAAGCUCAGUAUUAUUCCAUAGGACCAUUGCUAGACCAUCUAGAGGAUGUCCAGCCUCUGAAAGGAGAGAAAGUUAGACAAGCUUUCCUGGGCCUAAUGCCAUACUACAAAGAUCAUUUGGAACGGAUAAUUGAAAUAGCAAAGCUUAGAGCUAUGCAAAGAAAAGCAAGAUUUGCGAAACUGAAAGUCUGUGUCUUCAAAGAGGAGAUGCCCAUCACUCCCUAUGAAUGCCCACAUUUCAAUUCUUUACGUUUUGAAAGAAGUGAAAGUGAGGCAAAGCUGUUUGAACAUCACUGCGAAGUAGAUGUAUCUUUUGGACCUUGGGAGGCUGUGGCUGAUGUAUAUGACCUUCUACACUGUAUUGUGACAGACCUGUCUGAUAGAGGGAUAACUGUGGAUCACCAGUGUAUUGGUGUGUGUGAUAAACACCUGAUAAAUCACUAUUACUGCAAGCGUCCUAUCUAUGAGUUCAAGAUCACUUGGUGGUGAGUUAUUUUGUCCAGAAUGGUGCAGGAGAUGAAAGGACUUCUAGAUGACAAUUGCUUUUAAUAUUUUUGCAACAUGUCUCUGGAAAUGCAUUGCUGCUAACAUAUAUUGGAAUCAGUCUGCUGAAACGUUGGCUAGUGCUUAGCUGUUCAGCAAGGAGGGACCUGUCACAGAGGUUUUUCAACCUCUGCAAUAUUAAAAAAACAACCAAACAGCCUGAAACAAAAGACUGUUGGCUCAGGUACCUUAAUGAGGCACAAAACUGAAUCACCUCAUGGAAAUUAUGGAGAGGAGUGUCUAACAUUUUUCUUUUUUAAAUGUGCCACCUACUGUGUGGCUUCAGCACCAUUGUCUGCAAGGUGGAUGUGACGGAUCUCAGCCUCAGGUGCUAGUAAUGCUGAUAGAACGUGGUUCAAUUCUACCCACUUCCAAAUGUUUCAGUCACUACGUAAGCUUGCCACUUUAUAAAUUAAUACCCCGCACAGAGAUCCUGCAAGUGUAAUUCUGAUGUAAUAGACAAUUUCAGAAAAAUAGAGGUGUAUGGUUGUGAAGAUUAAGCUAUAUAUUAUUUUUUAAAUUAAGAAUCUGCAUUGUGAAUUAUAACAUUUAGUUGUUUCUGUUAUUAUAAAAAGGAACAGCAGAUUUGGAAAGUAUUCCUUAUUGCUUUUAGGAAUACUUACCAUUCAUGAAAGACUUGUGCCUGUUUUUAGCCUUAGAAGUUCUAAAUGUUUACAGUGUCUACAAAAAGAAACUCUGUAGAAUCAGGUCGUUUGCAGAGGCUUUUGGUGAAUGAGUAACUCCACGUUAUGUUCCUGUUAGCAGAAGUAUUAAGAAUAUUUAACGUGUAUUAUUUUAUUACUGACUCUUUUUACAUUCUGUGCUAUCAGACUUUGUUUUAGAGCUAGUCAAAUGGUGGUGCAAGACAAGUGCUUCCUUCUCAACUUCUUCAGACACUUAACUCUAACUUCCAGCAUUCUUGCUGACACUUCUUUGUGUAAUAUCAGCACCUUUUCUUUUUUUCAUCCUUCAUAUUCAAAUAUUUCUCCAGUUACCCACCAGUGUAUCUGGGAAGUGAAUUUAUUUCCACGCUGAAAGAGGCAGCUGGUGCAGAGCCAUGUUCUUUUCAGAAGGUAAUUUUUGCUCUUCUGACGUUAGUAACCAUCUGCUGAAGCUCCAUUACUUUAUGUCCAAAACUGAAAGAUAGAUGGAGUGAUCUGAAGGUGCUGCUGUUGUGAGGGACAGAAAAUGAAAGCGUUGUUCAAAAAGAUCCCACUUGAAGUGGCCUCACAGGAAUCUUGAGGAGGGAGGGAAUGUAUAUGUUGGCAUAUUGCAUUCCACUGGAUUCAUUAAUCCAAGAAUCUUGCUUAAUUACAUUUCUGACCAAAAUACUUUACAGGCGUGUUAAUUAUAAUAUUAGUUACCUGAGAUAACUUUUAGAAUAACGAUGAAAAACUUGAUGAUAAAAUUGUCUCGUAAAAAGUAUUUUGAAAAGGCUCAUUGUUUGCCUUGAUUAACGUUCACACUUCUGUGUAUUUAAUUUAGAAAUUGUUAUUAAAUUGUCUCUCAGAGGUGGGGAUGUAAAGUUCUAAGGAGCUCUUUCCAAGUGCUUGUUUAGAGCGCAUCGCUGUCAAGUGCUGAGGUUCAGGUCCAGAGUUGAAACUUCAAAAUGGAGUGACGCUGGGAGGAGGGAGGCGAAUCUCACUGAGUUGUAUUUGGAUCUUCUUUUCAGUUUUUCAAUUCAAUCUUUCUUUGGAUUUAAUUGCUCCUUAAAUACUGGCCUUUGUGUUACAAGUCCCUGUGCCUGUAUUUGACGGCCUAAAAUCACAAAUCAAACAAACCUUCCCUAAACUGAGAGGAAGCUUGCAUCAUUUCUUCUCUACUCUGCUGGCUUCUCUCCCCCCAGGAAUCUUAAAUUGCAAACCACAGUUUGUAACAAACUGAUGUAAAACCUUAAAGCUGAGGCUUACAAAGUUUUGGCUGCUUGUAUACUUCUGAGUUUACUCAGGGGCUGCAAUGAGAAUCCCAGUUUUACUGGAGUAUUCUCUUGUUAUUUUUCCGCCACUUCCCAUAUCCGUGCUUACAUGGGAUGUAAUUCUGGUUUGAAUUUCAGCACCGCUUAUUGAAAUGAAGCAGUCUGUUUUAACAGUGAUUUCUUUCUUUAUUUUUGGCUUUAAAUGUUGUUUAGCUGUUAUCCUAGGGAAGCUGUGACAAAAUUCCUGCUUAAACCAUGUUUGUUAUUUCUUAAUGCGCACGUGCUGAUAUUUUGUAAUUUUUUUUUCUCCUGUUAAUUGUUUAAAUAAGUGAGAAAGUAAGGACAACUGCCUAACUCAAAAGAUGAAAAUGAAAAUCUGGGUCUGUAUCAAUUGCAUCUUAACUGAAACUUUCAUCCUUCGUAUCUUCCAGCGGACGGAAAUAAUGAAGUGCAAUAUGGAAAGGGAAAACACAGAUUUGAGCCAGCGUGCUUUCAUUUAACUCAUACAUUGUGUGUUGUGAUUUGUACAGGUUAACAAUACUGUUACUAACUACGCUUGUUCUAAGCAGUCUUUGUUUACAAUGGUUUAAAUUAUAUUGCAUUAGUAUGUAUUUGCUUUUUGACAGAAACAGAAGAGUAGUGCAGGUGGAUGUCAGGGAGUGUAACCCAAUAACUGGUUUAUAUGAUGUUACUGACUUUUCUUGGCAUAUGGCAUAAAUUCUGAAAUUCUUAGUUUGCAACAAAAAUGUGAGUAGCUGAUCUACUAAAUCAAUGUUUAAGAUCAUUGGGUUUUUAUAUCAUAAAUACUUUAUCAUCGUCUAAUUAAACUAAAUGCCUAUGUAGUACUGCUUUUUUUUUCCUUCUUGUUAAGCUAUUUCUUUAUGUCUGGCCAGGCUAGAGGUCUGCUAGGACAUACUUAACUGUUUCUCUGUGGUUUUCUCACUUUAAUAUCUUCAUUGCUUCUUUUCCACACGUGUAACCCUGCAGAUACCCUGUGGCUGCAAGCAGCUGCGAUGUUCUUGGGCAGCUUGGCCACGCAUUACAUGGUUUCAGGUCAUCACUCUGAUGUUGUGAUGGACGUCAUGUCUGCAGAUAUUAAAAGGACAACGUAUGUCAGUCCAUUUAGCUCAUUCACCGUGAAGGAAAGAUGGUUUUCGUUCCAUUUUCUGAGACUGGCUGCAUGCCAAUUUUGGUUCCAGAUUGAUGUACAGGAACACAUGUUUAGAUGUACAGAAACAUGUUUACAAACAACUUUUUUUUUCCCUCCUAAAUGAGAAGUCUCAAAUAUUUUUGAAGCACAGAUUGGACAUCUGGAUUUCAGAGGUUUCUCUGAUACUUACGAAUAGCAGGGAGUGAUGGUGAGAUAGUCAAAGGCUGUUUGUUUAAAAAGUAGAGCUGUUAGAUACAUUUGAAGUUGCUGUGUGUGUAAACACAUGAAAUUAGUGUGGUUUUUUUUUUAGCAUAGUGCAAAAAGAGGUCCUAACGUCAGUGCUUAGAAUAAGCAACCUGGCCAAUUUCACAUCACAUCAAACACUUCUGCAUCAGUUUUGCUUUGUAACACAGGAAGGAUGCCUACUUGGUAAAACACUCGUGAUAUAAAAAAGAUAUUUGUGCGGUGGUGAGUAUUCAGCAUUUAUAUAAGCAUCCAUUUAAUGACUGUUGAUUUCAACAGUUAAAAAACCAAACAAGCCCCCAGCGUAACUUGGUGCAAGCUCCUGAACUUGAAUACCACAAUACGUAAUAAUCUGAAAGACUCAUUGCUGAGCCUCCAGCUGCCCUGGGGGGAAGUGAAGGUGCUAGCAUCCUAGCAUCCCUUAUCCUGGUACAUGUCUUCUUCCAAAACUGCUGGAUGUUUUUAAAGCUGAUUUUACCCAAGCCUGUUAUCAGGGAUCAGUUUCUGCAUUGAUGAGGGUUUGGGGUUCUUUGUUUGGAGGGUUUUUAGGUUUCCAUUAUCCAAAUUGCUAUAGCAGCUGAGCUGUAGUUCCUGCAGCAGAAAAUUCGGCAUAACCCUUGUGAUGGAUUUUUAAAUUUUAAGAAUUUUGCCUGGGAGAUACAUCGUGAUGUAGUAAAUACAUGUAUUUGUUAGUGUGGAUAUUUCUGAGAUUUUGUUGGUUUGUUUAGCUCUGUAAUACUAAUUCCUGAAGCUAGCACGAGAUGCAAGGAAUGAGAUCAGCACUGGGUUUCUGAUAAACCUGCUUAAGCCUUAAACAUCCCCCACACUCGUUUUGUAAAAUCACUCAUCCCAGAGGUGUUCAAUAUAUGAAAAAGUUAAGGCUAUUAUAGUUGCAGGAGAAUUGAGAAUCCUCCCUGAUUGUCUCCAUGAGUUCUUCAGGGGAUAAAUACCUGUUGAUUCAGUUGCAGCCUCCAUUCUUCUGCUCUACUUGGGUGAGCCAAGUAGUCACUGGGUUGGCUCUGGCUAGCUUAGGUCCUUGGAGGCAAAAGUCAAAGACUUGUCACCACGUGAGGAGUGGAUAAGAUUGUGAGAUUUGCAUAAGCACGUAAUGUGACUUCUAGUGAAGUGAUUGUUAAAUUUCCAGCAGAUUUUAAAGGGUUUGGAUACAUUAAACUGUUCCAAGUGAUAGCUUUGUUAAACUGUAAUCUAGUUUGAGCCCUAUUGUUCUAAUGUGCAUUUGCUUAAGACGUAUGGACCAGUUCUUUUAUUUAUGGUUCUCAGCGGAACCUGGAGCUGAGUGAGUGCAGAUCACAGCCCCCCAGGCCUGAAUAUAACUUUGUUUCGCACGUAUCAUGUGCAUUGAGUAUGUGCUGCUUAUUGCAAAAAUUAAAGUGGGAGGGAAUUAGUUCUGCUGUGUAUUUUCCCAGGGAAAUACCUUGCUAGGAAUGGGAAUACUUCGGUGAGAUCCCGCUCUGUGCUUUCCCACAUCUCCAUUUUACAGAUAAGAGGCAUAAGGAGAUGAGGUGUCUCGCUUGAAGAUUCACGAUGAGAUAACAGCUCUCUGGAUUGCCCCGGUUCCUUCCCCUUUCUUUAACUUCUGAAAUGAACCAUUUCUGUGUGCAGGACGUGCAGUACUUCUCUCUACUGCACCCUUGGAUUUUUUGCUCGGUGAACACCCACUCUGCUCCAACCACUCGGACUUUGAGAAUACUACUGUGUUGUGACUGACAGCGGCCACGGAAUCGGUGAAAUCUUGUUACUAACAAAAAACACCCGAGGAACUUACACAAUCUUAUUUGCUGAGUAAUCCCUUUACAUUCACUCUCGUCCUGUAUUUUUACUUAAGACUGAUUAAAAAAAAGUUAAGCUCGUGUAUCUUUUAA
Molecule: messenger RNA, 8538 nt
Organism: Numida meleagris (helmeted guineafowl)
Lineage: Eukaryota; Metazoa; Chordata; Aves; Galliformes; Numididae
Gene: KCTD7
Product: potassium channel tetramerization domain containing 7
Exons: 5
Coding region: 2424-3293 (289 amino acids)
Biological process (GO): protein homooligomerization
Molecular function (GO): protein binding
Source: RefSeq, a predicted model, not a curated record